Molecule: messenger RNA, 2058 nt
Organism: Hyaena hyaena (striped hyena)
Lineage: Eukaryota; Metazoa; Chordata; Mammalia; Carnivora; Hyaenidae
Gene: TAF1B
Product: TATA-box binding protein associated factor, RNA polymerase I subunit B
Exons: 15
Coding region: 58-1830 (590 amino acids)
Biological process (GO): nucleolar large rRNA transcription by RNA polymerase I; RNA polymerase I preinitiation complex assembly
Cellular component (GO): RNA polymerase I core factor complex; RNA polymerase transcription factor SL1 complex
Molecular function (GO): RNA polymerase I core promoter sequence-specific DNA binding
Source: RefSeq, a predicted model, not a curated record
GGCGCUCCCGGAAGUUGCCCUCACUGCCCGGGUAACGGGCCCCGCGGCGCCGUCGUGAUGGACCUGGAGGAGGCGAAAGAGUUCAAAGAAAGAUGCACUCAGUGUGCCGCUGUCUCUUGGGGUCUUACGGAUGAAGGCAAAUAUUACUGCACUUCUUGCCACAGCGUCACAGAAAAAUCAAAGGAAGUCAUCAACACUGGGGCUAUUCCUAAUACUAAAAUACAAGCCAUCAGCCGGGGACUUAAAAGAAAAAGAAAACUUGAGAAAGGCUGGGAUUGGUAUGUGUGCGAAGGUUUUCAGCACAUCCUUUAUCAACAAGCGGAAGCCUUAAAGACCCUCGGAAUAGGCCCCGAACUAAAGAAUGAAGUUUUACAUAAUUUUUGGAAGCGCUACCUUCAGAAGAGCAAGCAGGCCUAUUGUAAAAACCCAAUUUAUACCAGCAGAAGAAAGGCUACGGUAUUAGAAGACAACCCGAGUCAUUCAGACUGGGAUAGUGAGCCCGAGGGGCUGAGUGACUUCAGCUGCCUUUCUUUUGUUGAAAGUGGAACAGAUUCUCAGCCUGAUGGCCGUACUCAGAAGCCUUUCCCCAUCAGCAAAGCAUCACAAUCAGAAACGGCAUCCAUCUGUUCUGGCUCUCUGGAUGGAGUGGAAUAUUCGUUACGGAAGGAGAAGGGGAUCAUAAAGAUGACGGUACCAAGGACACUUGCCUUCUGCUACCUGUCACUGCUGUGGCAGAGAGAGACUCUUACCCUCUCAGAUCUCUUGAGAUUUGUUGAAGAGGGACAUAUUCCUUACAUAAAUGCUUUUCAGCAUUUUCCAGAAGAGAUGAAAUUAUAUGGGCGCGACAAAGGAAUCUUUGCUAUAGAGUCUUGGCCUACCUAUGAGGAUAUCUAUAAAAAGACGAUUGAAAUCGCCAAAUUCUUAGAUUUGCCACGUUUUCCAGACAUAACUGAAGACUGCUAUCUUCAUCCAAACAUCCUGUGUAUGAAAUACCUGAUGGAAGUCAAUCUCCCUGAUGAAAUGAAUGAUUUAACCUGCCAAGUGGUAAAAAUGACUGGAAUCGGAGAAGUGGAUUUUCUGACAUUUGAUCCCAUAGCUAAAAUGGCCAAAACUGUUAAAUAUGAUGUACAGGCUAUAGCUGUUAUUGUAGUAGUACUGAAACUGCUCUUUUUAUUGGAUGACAAUUUAGAAUGGUCUUUGUCUAAUAUUGCUGAGAAAUACAAUGAAAACAACAAAGAAGAUAAGCCAUGGUUUGAUUUCAGAAAAUGGUACCAAGUUAUGAAGAAAUCUAUUGAUGAGAAAAAACAAAAAUGGGACGAAGCCAGGGCAAAGUACCUGUGGAAAAGCGAGAAGCCACUCUACCACUCCUCCAGCGACAGAGCGGUGGUGUAUAAAAGAAGAGAAAUGGUGGUGGAUCUACAAAAACAGUUUAGCACAUUGGUUGAUUCAAAACCAACUGUUGAGAGAAAAAGGCCUUCAAGUUUUCAGUUCAACUGGGCUGAAGAAGACACUGCUGGAACCUGUUUCCAUGGGCAUAGCCUCCAGGGGGUCCUGAAGAAGAAAGGCCCUUCAUUGACCACCAAGAACUCACUCUACUGGCUGAGCACACAGAAAUUCUGUAGAAGCUAUUGUAAACAUGUGACGACCUAUGAAGAAUCAAAUUUUUCUCUGAGUUAUCAGUUUAUAAUAAACCUCUUCUCCUUCCUGCUAAGAAUAAAGACCUCUUCUCUCCAUGAAGAAGUGAGCUUAAUUGAAAAGAGACUUUUUAAAACAAAAUACAGUAAAACGAAAAAGAAAUCUUCAAGAUCCAGGAAAGGGAGAAAAUGCUGAGAAAAAAGAAAUAGAAAGUCUCUUGGGAAAACAUUUUAAUAGUGAUAAUAAUGUCCAAUUAUAAUAGCCCAGAGAAUCAUGGAAAAUAGAAUUUUAUUACAUACACAUGCUUACAUAGAUGCACGUGUAGCAAAUGCGCUUAUAAAAAUGUGUGUUGGAAAACAAGUGAACUCUGUUUGAAUGUAUUUUUUAAAUUAUGAAGUUCCUUGAGAAAAUUAAAAUAAAUUU